GACGCAGGAAUAUAGACAGACUUGGAAGCUUGGUGCCGCGUCUUGAAGUCUAUAGACGACUGACUGCACACUUUCUCUCACGCCAUACCCGAACAGAAAUCAUUAAUACUUCAUCCCUGGAGAUGAACCAGCCCUCCAUGAACAAGGUCAGAACAGCCAUGUUAGCGACGUCUUUUCUCCUUCACUGGCACUUCCUUCCGUGUCGACGCCGUGACAGAUAAAGAACAAACAGUUUCUCCCGUAUCUGUCGCGCCGUUUCGGACCCACGGUCGGCUUGCCUUAAUUUCGCGGCGCCUCCUCCGUAUUGAGACGUCACGGAGAGAACGGACUUGUUCUGGAGCAAAGAUGGCUGUUUUCAUCCGGCUCGCCUCACGCCUCCUCAUCGUCUGGCUGUUCUUCACUCAUCAAGUUGAUGCGGCAUCGUACAAAAGGCGGCCCGAAUCCACAGCAGUCCUGAGUGGGCAAGUUGUCAACUUGCGGUGUGCGUUCAACGGACUGAGCAGUGGAGACACUGUAGUGUGGCAGGGGCCACCAAACGACGUGAUCAUCUCUACCGGACACACCGUGUUUCAGUCGUACCGACAGCGGCACCGCAUUGUCGGGGACAGCUCCAAUGGAGAGUACAAUCUUCAGAUUUCCCGGCUAAAGUUGGAAGAUAGUGGAAAAUACAAGUGUUCUACAGCGUCAGUUCCUACUGCAGAGGAAGCUGUAUUAACUGUAGUUGUGCCAAUGGCGGGACCUCCAGAGAUCCUAGGAGCGGAGCUACCUCUAACGUCAGGGCACGAGCUGCUGCUGCGGUGCCGGUCCCGGGGAGGUCACCCCCCUCCCCGCCUGGUGUGGUACAACGGCACCCGGGAGUUCGGCUCGACUAACUCCCCCGGAGACACAGACGACGGACAACAGUCGCUGGAGUUGUUCUCUCCACGGGUGUCCAAAUGGGACAACGGCGCAAACUUCACCUGUAUGGCCGACCAAGGGUUCCCACAACUAGUCAAACCCACGGGGUCGUCUAGAAUACUGAGAGUCAACUACCCACCCAUCGUGUCCGUCCCAUCCCCCUCCGUGCACGUGCGGGAGGGCCAGACCGUGAACCUAACGUGUUACGUGGACGCCAACCCCAGGGCCACGGUCAAGUGGAGGAGGCUCGGAGACAUACUGCCGACUAAGAGCCGUCAGAUAGAGAAGACCCUGAACCUUCAGCAGGUGUCCAGGCAGGACCGAGGAGUGUACCAGUGUGAGGCUAGGAACAGGAUCCUGCCAGAUGGGAUCGGAACUGUCACUCUGGAAGUCUUCUAUCCACCGUCCAUCACAAGUACACUAGACGAGAAGGUGACGGUCCUGCACACCAAGAACGACUUCUCCCUGGGGUGUCUGGCGGAGGGGAACCCGAAGCCUCACAUCCGCUGGCGGCGGAAGGGUACAAACCUGUACUGGGACAACCCGCUGCGGUUCCACCGGGUGCGCUAUGACGUGGAGGGGACCUACGAGUGUGUGGCCACCAGCGACGGCUUCCCACAGGCCACCAGAGACGUGUUUGUGGACGUCGUAGGGAAACCUCAGAUGAAGGACGGCCCGUCCCUGGUGUCCAUCGGUGACGGCGACACCGCCAGGUUCUUCUGUGACGUCAUGGCAGACCCCGCCCCUAGUGACGUCACUUGGAUCUGGCGGAAGACUAACGGUGUAGAGAACGUCAUGGUAACGACCUAUAACGGCAUCAGCAUCAAUAAAAAACAGACCAAUGAGGGGACGUCAUCCAUCCUGACGAUAGACCACGCCCACACGGACGAUGAGGGGGUUUAUAUAUGUAAAGCCUCCAACAUGUUCGGCAAGGCCCAGAGAGAAAUCAGACUCAUGGUUAAAGGGACGCAGACGUCCAUUGCUAUCAUUAUUUCCGUCUCCAUGGUGAUGGUAGUCCUGGCCGUGGUGUCGGUUGUGGUGCUGUUCAUCGCGAAGCGGAAGGAGUGGAUAUGUCGGCGGAAGAGACACGAGACGCCUAGUUUGACUCCUUCUAAGCCCGUGCCGCCCCUGCCGAAGUAUGCCAGGAAACCCGGCCACGGCACGAACGACUCCGGAGUGGAAGACCUGGAGCUGCAGGAGCUGGACGGGACUCUGAAGCCACGCCCACCGCCCAGGAUGGGGAAAGACUGGACAGCUAUAGGUUUAUCCUACCCACGCCUGGCGCACUCCCACUCCAACACCCUGCCUCCGUACUCCACCGUGGAGCGGCACCGGCCGGAGGGGGAGGACAUCCGGGAGGAGGACAGCAGUCGGGAGGGCUCCACGGACGGAACCACUGUCAUGGUCCAGGUGGAACAGCCCCCACCGCCUCCCAGAGACAAGAAAAGACGGUGGAACCGACGGGCCGGGGACAGAACCCACCGCAACCAACACGAGGCCGAGAACGUCAUGAACGAGACCCAGGCAGAGAGUUUAUAAACGGGGGAUACCAUCUGACGAACCAAUUAUUCAGCAUACGUCUCUUAUUUUUGGUGAUACUAUACACACCAUCCAUGGAGCGCUCAAAGUAUCCCAAUGUGUUUAUGUUACGUUACUGAAGUUGCCAUCAGAUGUGGACGUAAAUGCAGUACACAUUUUGUCGUUUAUGGGUCUCACUUGCAAUGGAGUUUUUUUUGCCAUCUUAAUGCUGUAAAAAAACUUGCUCAAGUUAUGUCAGGUCUAUUUAUGAUUUACAUUGAAUACUUAACAUGAACUCACACUUAUGCAGUGUCAAUGGUAAGUAGUUUACAAACCAGAGCGUCCUUAUGCUUGUCCUCUAUGUAUCUCCAGACGAGAUCAUCAGUUCUUGACGUUAAACCUAAGAAUACCGUGGUGAUGUGUAUCUGGUGAGUCGUGAGUGCUUACAUAUUGGAUUUCCCCGACUCUACCGGAUUGUAAUAUAGCUUCACGGCGCCCAGCGGAGCCGUUAUCAGCCGCACAGUUCAAGCAGGCGCGGCCUUCUCUAUUAAGAUAAGAGCAACAUGAAAUCUUACGUGCUAAUUCAUUGCAACGGUACAUUAAGUUUAACUACAUACAUCUGUAAAUGCCGUAGCCAAUAAUACGAACGUGUUUAGCUAUAUUAUAAAGAAAAAGCUGACACGAUUGCGCUUGCCUUUACACAAUGCUACUAAGAUUAUAUCUUAUACAAUAUCAACUGAUUGAAACAGCAAUGGACAUAUUCUUUCUGAUGAGGCCACAUCAUUCUGAUUUUAUGUUUGACGCUCGCUGAAAAUUACAAAAAUUAUGCAAGAGUGUGGAAUGAAAAAAAAACACUCUUUGAUGAAUUUUAUGACAGAAUGUUUACGAAUCUAUUCCUGACAAUUACCACAUAUUGACGUAUUCAGAUAUUCAUAUUGUACAAAACUUCUUUCACCCGUUUAUAAAUGAUAUUAAGCACUUUUUUCCCACCAGCCGAAAAGACCCCGGAUUCAUUGUUUUUGAGAGUUGAGCCAAAUUGAAGAAGCGUACGGGUGGCAUCCAUAAAGUGAUACUGAUGUGGCCUAACUCCACAGCAAAAACUUUUAAAGAAAACAUCAUGAAACCAAGUUUUGAGGACAAUAAUCAUUUUGAAAUUUUCUGUAUUUUCUGUGCAGUAGCUAUAGAAUAGGCCUUUUUUUAGAAUGCUGCAAAUGAUUUCAUAUAUGUAUAUAUGCCAAAUAGCCUGGAUACCAGCCUUGUUCAGAUUUGGCUCUUCAACAAUCACUAUAUGCCACGUCGGCAUGUAACAAAUUGAGCAUUGCUAGCCUAGCAAAGUAAGGCUGAUAUACAGGCAUGUAACAAAUUGAGCAUUGCUAGCCUAGCAAAGUAAGGCUGAUAUACAGGCUAAUUCCAGGACCAAAACGUUUUGUAAAAAAAAAAAUAGCCGUAAAGAAAAAUAUUGAGAUUGAACUGACAGCAAGCUUAAGAUCUACUAUUUAACAAAUGUAUCAAUGGAGCUUUCAUCUUUCAGCCAAUUGACGUAGAAUUUACAAGUUUAUAGUUUGUUCUGCAUUUUCGAUAUGUACGAGUACUGCUUGAUGUACAUGAGCCCUACCUACUAUUGGGUGCUCGGAUAUGUUUGUUUCAUGAUAUCGGCAAAACUAUUUGUACGUAUUCGACGUCAGGUAGUGUUAUGAAUACACCAUAUGUUAUAUGGAACGAUAUGCUGAAAGUAAAUAUCUUAUUGAGAUUGUGUGUAGGAAAUAAAAUUAUCAGAACAAUGCUGUAUAUACUACUUAAGCGGGCACAGCGUUAAUCAAGGUAAUGUGUAAGUUCUCAUCUACACAAAGGCAGCAACCAAAUAAACCUAAGGAACUUCCUG
Branchiostoma floridae (Florida lancelet) is the source of this 4297-nucleotide messenger RNA. Its product is annotated as hemicentin-2-like. The transcript is spliced from 11 exons. Gene Ontology annotation, molecular function: cell adhesion molecule binding. The record is from RefSeq and is a predicted model, not a curated record. Gene Ontology annotation, cellular component: cell-cell junction. Gene Ontology annotation, biological process: cell-cell adhesion. The coding region runs from base 346 to 2436 and encodes 696 amino acids. NCBI's taxonomy places the organism in Eukaryota, Metazoa, Chordata, Leptocardii, Amphioxiformes, Branchiostomatidae.